Molecule: messenger RNA, 1510 nt
Organism: Medicago truncatula (barrel medic)
Lineage: Eukaryota; Viridiplantae; Streptophyta; Magnoliopsida; Fabales; Fabaceae
Product: putative PAP-specific phosphatase, mitochondrial
Exons: 9
Coding region: 73-1308 (411 amino acids)
Biological process (GO): sulfate assimilation
Molecular function (GO): 3'(2'),5'-bisphosphate nucleotidase activity
Source: RefSeq, a predicted model, not a curated record
UAAAUAAAAUAAAAAUAAAAAUGAUAGAGAGAUAAACUGCACACUCUCUUCUUCAACGGACACAAAGCUCCGAUGGCAUUGGCGAUGGAUAUCCUCCGUUCUUCUCAUCUCUCCGCCGUCCGAUUUUUCGACAGCGGCGGCACUCGGACCCGUAGCUGCAACACCCGACGCUUCAACGUAAGGGCCAACCUUCCAUUUCCUCAGCAAAAUGCAAAGUAUCACAAAGAGCUUGAAGCUGCCAUUGAUGUUGUUCACACUGCUUGCCGUUUAUGCGUUCAGGUGAAAUCAUCUUUAUUCUCCACUGAUGGGAAGGUUCUUGAAAAAAAUGAUCAGACUCCAGUGACCGUGGCAGACUUUGGUGUUCAGGCUCUCAUAAGUUUAGAGUUAAGUAAGUUGUUCCCUUCUAUCCCAUUGGUGGCCGAGGAGGAUUCCGCUUUCUUGCGGUCAAGAAACUUAGUGGGUACCGUGCUUGAUGCAGUAUCUGCUGAAGCUAGCUCCACUUGGAAAACAUUGGCGCAAGAUGAUGUACUCAAAGCAAUUGAUAGAGGGGGCAAGGAUGCUUUUGUAUUUGGAUCAAAGCCGGCCACAUAUUGGGUGCUUGAUCCAAUUGAUGGCACACGUGGAUUUCUGAAAGAUAACAAAGCGUUAUAUGUGGUGGGUUUGGCUCUCGUGGUUGAAGGAGAGAUUGCAAUUGGUGUUAUGGGCUGCCCCAAUUGGCAAGAAGACUUAUCUAAAAAACCCUCUGCUGAGAUGGAAGAGGGCAAGGAAGCUCUUCCUGAAUCAGGAAUUAUGAUGAUUGCUCAUAAAGGCUAUGGAACAUGGACAAAAAAGUUAAAUAGCAACCCCAAAUCAGCUGGUGUGUGGACCAGAUGUGUUGUUGAUAGGUUUGACAUGGUACAUAAAGCACGCUUUUGUAUUCCAGAUAGUCAAUCAUGGGAAUCACUUCCAUUAUCUUCUAUAUUUAAUGCAACAAGCAAUGCAAAUGAUGUAGGGAGCAGCCAAAUUGUUCUUGUGGCAGCAUGUUGUGGAAGUUUAUGCAAGUAUUUGAUGGUGGCAUCAGGUAGAGCAUCUGUUUUCAUUCAACGUGCAAAAGAGACGACUACUAUCAAGGCUUGGGACCAUGCUGUUGGCAUGAUAUGCGUUCAUGAGGCAGGUGGAAAGGUAACUGACUGGGAAGGGAUUGAAAUAGAUCUUGCAGAAGAUCAACCUAGCCGGAGGAUCAUAUUCCCCUCUGGUGGCGUCCUUGUUACCAAUGGCAAUUUACACGAUCAGAUUGUACAGAUUAUCUCUCAGACUUCAAGAGUUUGAUGUUGCUGGGACUCAUUCAUUAUUUUGGAAACUUACUGUAUUGUUUGAUAGUUUAUUUCUAAUCUGUCACAUUUAAGACAGCACAUGGUACAGUAUAUAAUUCGUUUCCACUAUUUUUCUAGUGAUUUUAAAGGAUUUGACUCCUUUAAAAUGUGUAGAGAGUAAAGUGAAGAAAUCAAAUAUUAAUAUUUGAAUAUAUUUA